AUGUAAUAAGCUGUAAACUCUUAAUAAAAGAAGUUAAUUCUUUUCCAAAAGGCUAUAUAUAACUCAUAUAACACCAAGUUUUAAUCUCAAAAUAAUAAAUCUAUUUAAAAGUUUAAUUAGUAUCAUAAUAAACGAGCAAUAAAAAUGAAAUUUACAAAAGAAAUUUAUAAGGGAUAUGUUUAACUUAAAAGAAAAAGGUUUUGGGUAACAAGGCAUUUAAUACUUUAUGAAGAUAGAUUAGCCUAUACUGAAAGCGAAAGCGAUAUUGAAGUAAGAGGAGAAUAUUACUUAAUGUCAAUCGAAUUCAAUGAAUUAGAUGGUAAAGAAUCAAAGUUGAUAUAAAUGAUAAAAAAAGAUAAUAGAGAAGUUUUACUAAUUGAUGCAGGAAGUUAGCAUAAAAAAUGGAUAUAAAAAAUAUAAAUGACUAGACAAAGGCUUUUAUAGUAAAGAGGAUUGCCAUCUGAAGAUUUAUAAGCAUCAUCAUCAUUAAGUAGAGUUCAGUAGUCUCGUGAUACGCUAAGCUAAAAAGAAAAUAAAUCAUAAGAAGAUGAGUCAGAAACUUGGGAUACAAAUAGGAUGAAUAAACCUGAGUUUGUUAUUAAAGAUCCUUCAUUAAAGGCUUUUAAUUAUAAUAGAGGGUAUUACAUUAUAGAUAAAAAUUUAGUGCCUGAGCACUAAAAUAACUCAUUAAUUUAGGAAGGUUUUGGUGUUCUCUCUUCUGUGGAUUCAGAUUCAAAGUACUUGAUUUCAGCAGGUUCCAAUUUUUUAGUUUAUUAGCUUGGUAAAUACUCUCAAGCAAAAUUAGACUUAUUUAAGUAAGUUCAAAAAGGUUUUUUGCUUUUAAGAAAUGUGAUAGUUGAAUAAUUUAUUUGGAAGCUGAUAUCUUUGUUAGGAAUAUAUUUUCUAUUUUAUUUUGAAAUGCUAGGUGCUUUCUAUGUAUCCUUAAUAGCUUUCUAUGUCAUCUUUUUUAGGGGAUAAGUUUACUAAAUUAUGAAUAGAAUCUAAUUAAAUGACUAUGAUUUUUAUAUAAACGGUUACUUUAAAACUAACAUUAAUGAAUUUUUGAAAUAUGUCAAAUCUAAUUAAGAUAUUUAAUGCACCAUGACUUACUAAGAUAAAAAGGUUUUCAUGAAACUUAAAAAUAAACAAACUAAGCUAAGUCUCACAAUCGUUUGUUUUCUAUCUAUUUUUGAUUAUGAUGGGUUCACUAUUCAUACUCUCUGCAGAGGAUCUAAAACAAGCUAUUUAUAGUCUAUUUAAUUCUUUGAGCAAUCACUUCUAGAAAUAAAGAGAAUGAGAAAAAAUACUACCAGCAUACUAUAUUAAUACCAUUAGCAAUACUAAGAUACUAUAUUCAAAAACACUCAUACUUCAACAAAAUAUAUUAAUAUGAAUAAAAUAGAAGCAUAAGCAAAUUAAAAUUAGAAUUAAAUUUAAGAUAAACCAUUUUAAUAAAAAAAUGUGUAGAAUUUGAACAUAGAUGAAUAAAAAAAUUAAGUUAAUGAAUAAGUUUAAAAAUAAAAACCAUAAGAAUAAGUAAAUCCAAUUACUUAAAUACAAAGCCCGCCUGCUAUAAGUGGAUAAGAAUAGGUUUACAAAAAUUAACUAUCAGAUUUAGCUGAAUAAAUGAUUAGCCUAUCCUAAUUAAAUGCUUAAAAUAAUUGGGAAUUAAUAGAUAAAGAUAAGUUUAUACAAGUUCACAGGAAAUUUAAUGAAGAAAAAGGACUUGUUUAUUGCAGAGGAGAAUGUAAAAUAUAAACCAGUGUAGAUGAAUUAGUUUCAUUCUUGUUUGAUAUUUAAAAUUAAAAACACUAUAACAGUUACUUUGACUAUGGUGAAGAUGUUGAAGUAUUUACAAAUGAUAUGAAAAUCAUAUAUUCUAUAACAAAAAAAAUAGUUAUUAUCAGUCCUAGAGAUGUCUUGGCACUGCAAGGAAUAGUCAGAAUAGGAAACGAUACACUUAUUUGCUGCUAGAGUAUUUAUGAUAGAUAAAGACAACCUCAUAAGAAGGAUGCAGUUAGAGUUGAUUUGUUUAUAGGUGGAUUUUUGAUUUAGCCUAUUUCUAGUACUGAAGUUAAUUGCAUUUAUGUUGUCUGUUCUGAUCCAAAGGGAAAAAUCCCAUAAUAUAUCAAAAAUAUGGGAAUGAAAGAUUAGGCAUACACUCCUAAUUUAAUUAGAAAAUAUUUUGAUAAGAAAAAGAAAGAAAUAAAAUGA
Molecule: messenger RNA, 2214 nt
Organism: Tetrahymena thermophila SB210
Lineage: Eukaryota; Ciliophora; Oligohymenophorea; Hymenostomatida; Tetrahymenidae
Product: START domain protein
Exons: 2
Molecular function (GO): lipid binding
Source: RefSeq, a predicted model, not a curated record